Messenger RNA from Macadamia integrifolia, 1121 nucleotides. RefSeq names its product putative calcium-binding protein CML19. Gene Ontology annotation, molecular function: enzyme regulator activity; calcium ion binding. NCBI's taxonomy places the organism in Eukaryota, Viridiplantae, Streptophyta, Magnoliopsida, Proteales, Proteaceae. Bases 199 to 825 code for a protein of 208 amino acids. The record is from RefSeq and is a predicted model, not a curated record. The transcript has 2 exons.
AUGAAGUUUCCUCUUGCCAUUUCCUCUUUGUUUCAUACAGAGCAAAAGUCACUUAAAACAUACUUCUUUACUCACCUUGAGGUCUCCAUCCCAUCAAAGUCUAUAUAAGUCUCUUUUCAUCUUCUUUCCUUUCCAUCACUACAACUGAGCAACAAGCAACAUAUACUACCCAGCCAUAUCCAACACCUUCCAGCUCUAAUGGCAACUGCUAUUGUUUCAAAGCCAACAUUGUCUAAAUGGUUCUCCAACAAGAGCUUCAUGUUAAGUGUCCAUCGCUUUCAUCAUUCCAAAUCCGACCUGACCCUUGGUGUGUCUGAGACUGACCUUACUACUCCUCCUCCUCUUCCCAAGGAUGGCUCAUGUCCCCCUGUGAGUACUACUACUGCAAUCACACCCAAAGAACAAGCAAGAAAGGAAGAACUCAAAGAGAUAUUUAGUCACUUUGAUGCUGAUGGUAAUGGAAAAAUCUCAGGCUCUGAACUCAGAUCCUACCUUGCCUCUAUAGGGGAAUUCAUGUCCCCUGAGGAGGCCCAAGGUGUGAUCAAUGAUCUUGAUGCAGCAGGAGGCGACGAUUUGAUGGUUGAUUUUGAUGAUUUUGUGAAGUUGAUGGAACGAGAAGGUGGGGAAGAUGAUCUGAAAAGAGCCUUUGAGAUGUUUGUAGUGGAGAAGGGUUCUGGGUCUAUCACACCAGAGGGGUUGCAGAGGAUGUUUAGUUGCCUUGGAUACAAAAUAUCAAGUGAAGAGUGCAAGACCAUUAUACAGGCAUUCGACCAGGACGGCGAUGGUGUGCUUGGUUUCCCUGAGUUCCAGCAGAUGAUGGCUUAAUCGUAUAACCAAUAUUUGCUCAUGCUCUAUGUGUGUGUUAAUGUAUGCUCUUAAGUGCUCUCUCUCUCUCUCUCUCUCUCUCUCUCUCUCUCUCUGUGUUAUAGCGUAUGCUAGGUUUAUAGACAUGAAAAUAAUGGCCUUUCCCCUGUUUGGUUAAGAAGCUGAAAUGCAAUUGGGGGUGAGGCCCUAGGAUUGUCUGUAAUAUGUAAUUUUGUCUGUAAGACGGGUGGGUGUCAUGUAAUUAAUGAUUAUAUCCAAUAUUACUAUGUAUUGAAUAAGAAGUUGAAGCUUGGGAA